This is a messenger RNA of Harmonia axyridis, 1131 nucleotides long. RefSeq names its product ervatamin-B-like. The record is from RefSeq and is a predicted model, not a curated record. Bases 82 to 1080 code for a protein of 332 amino acids. Gene Ontology annotation, molecular function: cysteine-type endopeptidase activity. Gene Ontology annotation, cellular component: lysosome. Lineage: Eukaryota; Metazoa; Arthropoda; Insecta; Coleoptera; Coccinellidae. The transcript is spliced from 3 exons.
AUCGAUUUCAAUAGUACAAUACUUAUAAAAUGAUUUGUUAGUUUCCUCAGUUCACACUAUGAAAAAUUGUGGUGCUUUGAUAUGAAUAAAUUGGUUUUACUAUUUACUCUCUUCCUGGAAUAUACUAUAACGUUAGGUGAUCGAUAUUAUAUUGAAGAAAAAUGGAAUCAGUUUCUGAAUAUGAACAACAAGAAAUACGAACCAUGGGACUCGAAAAAACGUUUCGAAAUAUUCACUAAGAACAUGCACAUGAUGGAAGCUCAUAACAAACGGUUCCUUCGGGGAAGUGAAUCGUUCAAGAUGGACAUAGGUCCUUUUUCGGACCAAACGGAGGAGGAGUUCAUGUUGAAAUUCGAAACUCACACCAGUCCUUUCAGAAGUUCCAUGGAGCAUGCGGAGUUCAAUUCGUUCGUCGAGAACCAUAACGAAAGGUUGCCGAAUCAAGUAGACUACAGAAACAAGAUGCAACCGGCUAAGGACCAGAAAAACUGCAAAGCGAGCUGGGCUUUCGCAGCUGUUGCCGUAGUCGAAGGUAUGUCGAAGCUGAGAUUCAAACAGGACAUAUCCCUCAGCGAACAGAAUCUGGUAGACUGCGCACUCGGCAACGAGUUCAUGUCAAACGGCUGCGAGGGUGGCUCCCCCUGGGGAGCCCUGCUCUACAUGAAGUUACACGGGAUCGACACGUCGCAAAACUACCCUUACACCGGCGUUCACUCGAGGUGCAGGUCGAUAUCGAACUCGAGCGUGCACCUGAAAUCCCCCCAUCUGAUGCAUCUCAGCGAAUACGACCUGAUGAGGACAGUUGGCGCCACUGGUCCGGUCGCUACGACGAUAGAGGUGACACCUACCCUCAUGCACUACAAGAGUGGCAUCGUCUUCGACCGCAAGUGCGUCGGCAAGACUACCAACCACGCCGUAACAAUUGUCGGUUACGGUGUACAAGACGGUUUCCAAUAUUGGCUGGUGAGGAACUCGUGGGGUCACAAUUGGGGAGAUCAGGGUUACUUCAAGAUGGCGCGAAACUAUGGGAAUAAUUGUCAGAUCGGUAUAUCGGCGUUUUUCGCGGAUGUUUCUCAAUGAAUGAACCUAAUGUGACGAAGCUGUUCAUGAAUAAAUUAAUCGAAAUGUUUA